AGCCUGAGCUCCCAUUACACAACUCUCCCGCCUUGGGUUUAAUAACGCUUGACGGUCCCCCCAGAGACGUACAAGCAGACAUUGCAAACGUUUCAAUCUCAUCGGAUUCAUCCUCCGACAAGGAACCUUCCGUCCGUCCUCCAUCUCCUGAACCCCCAUCCAAGGACGCCAUCGGUCUGCCAUCUCCUCCUGAUCCUACCAACUAUCCUCGAAUCAUGGCCGAUCCGGCCGCAUAUAUCCUUUCACUGCAGAACAACAUUCGGCAGCGGCCCAUCUCGUGGGAGGGUGCUGUGAGAGCAAAGACCAUCUCUGAUGCCGACCUCAAAGCGAUCAAGUCCAUCGACAAGGUGCGAACCGAGCAGAGGAAGGAGACCAUCGAGUCGGAUUCAAAGACAUAUUGCUCGUUAUUACUAGGCGGGGGUGGCCAGAGGAGUAUAUUUGAGUCGGCAGCAAAGAGACAGGAUAUUAUUCAAUAUAUGCUAGUACUGGCCGGAGAUGUGCUUGAAGAUGUACCGGAAUUCGCAGAGACCCUGAUAAAGCAUCCCGAUCCAUACGCACACUUGUUACCCUUUUUGAAGCAACCAAGCAAUCUGGAAGAGCCCAUAGCAUUGCUAGCUUCGACUCUUAUAACAAGACUCCUAUCUCCUGCGAUUGACACCAAAGGAGCACCGAAAGUCAGCGAAACUCUCCCCGUCGUGUACAAGUAUCUUUCAUCGCUGUCGAAAACCUCCGAUGCAGGGCUGCAAGACAUUGCAGUGCAGCACUACACAAACUUGUUGAAGAACACUGCGUCGCGGAAGAUCUUCUGGGAUCUACGCUCCGAGACUGUCGCUCCGCUGUUCGAGAUAUUGAAAACUGCUGGUGGCGCUGCUUCCAAGGAUAGCUCGUCGAUUCUAUCCACUCCGACAGCAGCAAGCGUCGGAGGGGUCAGCUUGCAGCUUUUGUAUCAUGUUCUGUUUGUCAUCUGGAAACUGAGCUUCGAUGGCGAGACUCUUGGCGACGGACUCGACGACGAGUACGACCUAAUACCCCUCUACGUCUCCCUCGUCCGCAUCUCCCCCAAAGAAAAAACCACGCGCCUCCUCCUCGCCACCCUCGUCAACCUCCUCAACUCCAACCCCGCCUCCCUCCUCCCCGCCGCCGCCCUCGCCCACCUCCACCCCGCCGUCAAGUCUGUCCAGUCCCGCCACCUCACUGACCCCGAACUCCUCGACGACCUUGCCACCCUCCUCACCCUCCUCGAAGACCACGCCAAGUCGCAGACCACCUUCGACCUGUACGCCGCCGAGGUGCGCGGCGGUCACCUCCGCUGGUCCCCGCCCCACCGCUCCGCCAUGUUCUGGGCCGAGAACGCCCGCCGAGUGCUCGAGGAGAACCGCGGCGAGCUGCCACAGCAGCUCGCGGAGAUCUUGGGACGCGACUGGGAGGGCGACACGCAGGUGCUGGCGAUCGGGUGCAACGACGUCGCGUGCUUGGUGAAGGAGGUGCCCGAGGCGCGGUCGAAGUUGGAGCGAUGGGGGUUGAAGGGGCGGGUGAUGGCGCUGAUGGAGCAUCGGGACGGACUGGUCCGGAGUGAGAGUUUGAGGGCGCUGGGAGAGUGGUUUAGGUAUACGGGGACGCUCAACUAGAUUUGGGUGGCCGAGCGUCUUUGGAUAUUGGCGGUGGCGACGGUAUUCACGCACAACUGCAUGUUGAAUCGGUUUGCGUAUCCUUCCUGUUGGCUAAUGAGCUAGUGGAAGGUCCGCUGCUCAAAUUCUUGUAGUCUGAUAUGUACCCUUCUCUAGAACUACCCAUUCUUUCUGGUAUAGAAUCUCAUGUUCUGAGAGUAGGCUCCUGAACCUCUAACGCCAAUCCCAUUGACAAACCCGCUCAGGGCUUCGAUGAGAUACCGAAGUUAUCCAAGUUCCACUACGCCUUGCUUCUUCGAGACGACCUCCUGGGAGAUUCGGUUACAAUAGUUUCCUUCUUCGGUGUUGACUUGGUAUUCGUUUUCGAUACUUUGCUAGGCCUCUUGGAUUUAGCCUUUGAAUUUUCCACCUCGUCAGCAUCUUCGCUAU
This is a messenger RNA of Eremomyces bilateralis CBS 781.70, 2057 nucleotides long. Its product is annotated as vacuolar ATP synthase subunit H. The record is from RefSeq and is a predicted model, not a curated record. The coding region runs from base 216 to 1628 and encodes 470 amino acids. The transcript has 4 exons. Gene Ontology annotation, molecular function: proton-transporting ATPase activity, rotational mechanism. NCBI's taxonomy places the organism in Eukaryota, Fungi, Ascomycota, Dothideomycetes, Eremomycetales, Eremomycetaceae. Gene Ontology annotation, biological process: proton transmembrane transport. Gene Ontology annotation, cellular component: fungal-type vacuole membrane; vacuolar proton-transporting V-type ATPase, V1 domain.